Messenger RNA from Drosophila ficusphila, 757 nucleotides. RefSeq names its product MRG/MORF4L-binding protein (gene MrgBP). The transcript has 2 exons. NCBI's taxonomy places the organism in Eukaryota, Metazoa, Arthropoda, Insecta, Diptera, Drosophilidae. Bases 62 to 670 code for a protein of 202 amino acids. Gene Ontology annotation, biological process: regulation of transcription by RNA polymerase II. The record is from RefSeq and is a predicted model, not a curated record. Gene Ontology annotation, cellular component: NuA4 histone acetyltransferase complex; nucleus.
AUCUCUAAUAUUUGCUUCAGAGAACAAUCGAGCCCACUUUUAGUUCCAUGCUUUUAACAAAAUGAUGGCCAAGGACAAGGGCCUGGCUGUAGCCGGGUCGGCGGCUCCAUUGCCGGCCACAAUCGACCACGAAUGGUCCGCCGAGGAGGAGCUGCAGCUGUUCCACGCCAUGGAGGGCUUGCGCCCGGUCGGAAUCAACAAGCACUUCUACAUGUCCUGCAUCGCCCAACGUUUGUCCAAGUCCCUGAACCGCGAGAUGCCCAGUGAGCUUAUUUGGCGCCACCUGGGCACAAUGUAUAAGCUUAAGGAGUUGGAUGACCUUGAAUCCCUGCCCUUUCCAAACGAGGAGCGCGAGUUCAGUUUGCCGGAGCAGGAGUUUGGAACGCUACAGACCAAAAAGACGGUGGAGGUAAACGCCUCCGAAGAGGCUGGAGACGUACAAGCGGCGGGCAAUAAUGCCAACAAUGCUACUGAUAGCAAUGGGAAAGCACCUGCUACCAAGCCUACAAAUUCGAAUACUACUAAAGAUGUCGACAAAAAGGGCGUCUCCAAGCCCCAGGAGCUGCCAAAGCGUCCGGCCAAACGCACCCGCGGAUCCAUGUCCAAUGAAUCCAUCAGUCCAUCAACAACUCCGCCACCCGUGCAGAGCAACAAGCGCCGUCGCAUCUAGGUGCUCCCCUCUCGAAACGGACGAUUGUUAUGACACUUUUAGUUCACUAGCUUUACUGUACAUUAAUAAAAGGAUUUAUUCUUCGAA